Colletes gigas is the source of this 1847-nucleotide messenger RNA. RefSeq names its product CXXC-type zinc finger protein 1-like. Lineage: Eukaryota; Metazoa; Arthropoda; Insecta; Hymenoptera; Colletidae. Bases 108 to 1769 code for a protein of 553 amino acids. The transcript is spliced from 7 exons. The record is from RefSeq and is a predicted model, not a curated record. Gene Ontology annotation, molecular function: zinc ion binding; DNA binding. Gene Ontology annotation, biological process: positive regulation of DNA-templated transcription. Gene Ontology annotation, cellular component: Set1C/COMPASS complex.
UGUUUCGUUGCGUUAGGAUAGAAUUGAAAAUACGAUAUUUCUACAUAGAAUAAAACCUUUUGAGAUACAGGUUUAUAGAAUAUUUUGUAGAAUAAUAAUAUAUCGUCAUGGCUGAUAAAAGGCAGCAGAAUUUGUCGAAAGAAGAAAUAGCAAAACAGUUUAUGCUACCAGAGAGAAAAAGUAAGAUUGCUACCUUACUGAAACAGGAUGGACAAGCAUAUUGUAUUUGUAGAAGUUCCGAUAGCUCGCGUUUCAUGAUAGGAUGCGAUGCGUGCGAAGAAUGGUAUCACGGUGACUGUAUAAAUAUAACUGAAAAAGAUGCCAAGCACAUAAAACAAUUCUUUUGUAUUCGUUGUAGAGAAGAGGAUCCAACUUUGAUAACACGUUACAAACCGCGGAAAACGGACCAGGAAGAUCGUAAGUACAAGAAACAUAAGGAAAAGGAGCGAGCUCAUCGAUACGAGUAUGAUGCACCUUGGGAUCCAACCGUAGUAAAAAAAUCAUCGAAACAUUGUGGAGAAUGUACAGGUUGUUUAAGAACCGAGAACUGUGGAAAAUGUGACGCAUGCAGACAUUUGAAAAAAUUUGGACCCUCGGUACGAUUGAAACUCAGAUGCGUACAAAGAACUUGUCGAGUAUUGGGCGAUCCGUUGAAGCCCUCGAAGAGUUUCAGUAAAAGUUCCAAAUUCAUCAAGAAACGUAAGAGGGACUCUAGUAACGAGAGGAACGAGCACCUGGAAGUACCGAGACAUUGUUACGGGCCAGCUUGCACGAAACAAUCACGAUCGGGCAGCAAGUAUUGCUCGGAUGAGUGUGGUUUGAAAUUGGCAACGAAUAGAAUUUACCAAGUGCUACCGCAACGGAUACAAGAAUGGUCGUUAACGCCGUGUAUCGCGGAGCAGAAUAACAGAAGGGCUUUGGAGUCCGUUAGGAAGCAACAACACGACGUUAGAAGGAUACUUCAGGAACUGGACAAAAGACACGCGGAGCUGGACAGAAUUAUUGAACGAGCGAAGCACGCGACGAUCGAUCCGCAAGCCGAAGUGGAUGACAACGACGAUACAGAAAUGAGCAUGUAUUGUAUCACUUGUGGACACGAGAUUCAUUCGAGAACCGCUAUAAAACACAUGGAAAAAUGCUUCAAUAAGUACGAGUCUCAAGCGUCGUUUGGCUCGAUCUUCAAGACACGCAUCGAAGGGCAGGUGAUGUUCUGUGAUUUCUACAACCCCGUGAAUCGAACUUAUUGCAAAAGAUUGCGGGUCCUCUGCCCGGAACAUUGCAAGGAUCCGAAGAUCAGUGAAAUGGAAGUGUGCGGUUGCCCCUUGGUUACGAACGUGUUCGAUACUACCGGGGAGUUCUGUCGGGCGCCGAAGAAAAGUUGCGUGAAGCAUUACGUUUGGGAGAAGCUGCGACGAGCGGAGAUCGACAUGGAGCGAGUGAGACAGUGGUUGAAGAUAGACGAGCUCGUCGAACAGGAAAGGCAAAUCAGAUCGAACAUGGCCACUCGUGCCGGUGUACUGGCCCUCAUGCUGCACUCCACUUACAACCACGAGUUGAUGGAACAGAUGACGCAAGAACAGAACAGGGAGCAACUGGAAGCUAUGGAGGAGGAGCUCCAUCGUAGGAUCUCUGCAAGACAUUUAUUGCAAUUUAAUCGUCAGAAGGAUCAUUUACUUUGGAUGACUCUGGUUCAUCGGGCAACAAGGAUGGCGAUGAUCGAGGAUCCCCAGUGGUGGAAAAUUUGUUUCCAGGAGUCUUUUAUAAAAUGAUUGAAAGUGGUUUCCUCCCUUUUAACUAGUUACAGCGAUAUUGCAAAGGUUUUCAUACUUCUGUAAUAUUUUGUUCCA